GGUGGUGCCGGUGAUGCUGCUGGUGGUGGUGCUGGUGUUGGUGAACGGGGCUUGUCUUCUGGCUGGCUGGAUGUGUUGACACGCAUUUCUGCUCCAUCUCCUUGAUUAAAGCGGCAGCCUGGAGGGGAGUCGCAGCCGAGUGUGAAGCAGCAGCAGCGGCAGCAGCAGCAGCAGUCAGGGGUCUGGGCAGACGGAGGAAUGAGAGAGGACCGAGCCGCGGCAUCUUCACUAUGCAGCCGACUACCACCACCAGCCGUCCAUUUUAUACGACUAUAUGAGCCGAUGAGCUCCAGUUUGUCUGUAUCUUGCAGGCAGGCAGCAACAGUGUGCGGUCCCGGAGAUGACAACAUAGGCCAACGCCUCGCUGCAGCUACAUACAGGGAAUGAAAACGCUCCCAAGAUGGUCCGCAUCGCCAAGGCCCUGGGUUUGGUUAUUCUGUGCGUCGCUGUGCUCAUACUGUCGCUCAUCAGCUAUGUCUCCCUGAGAAAAGACAGCCUCUUCACCUCCUCUAAAUAUUACAUGGGAGGCCCGAGGAUUAUGUUCCAUGCAGGAUUUCGGUCUCAGUUUGCCAUGAAUUUUCUGGACCCAUCCUUCAUCCCAUUAACCAACGCCCUGAACGAAGAGCUUCAAGGAAAACCGUCCAAAUGGAAGUUCAACAAGACUGCUUUUUAUCAGCAGAGGAAAGAUAUCUUCAGCUACAUCGACAUUCCCAACAACUUCUCCCUCACAAAGAAUCGAGUGCGUGUUGGCCAGCUGAUGCACUUUGAUUACUCCAGCCACAAGUACGUCUUCUCCAUCAGCAACAACUUCAAAUCCCUGCUCCCAGACACCUCUCCUAUCCUCAACAAGCACUACAGCAUGUGUGCUGUGGUGGGAAACAGCGGCAUCCUGACCGGCAGCCACUGCGGUCCAGAAAUCGACCAGGCUGACUUCGUCUUUCGCUGCAACUUCGCUCCCACGGAGGUCUACUCCAAGGACGUGGGCAGGAAGACCAACCUGACCACCUUUAACCCCAGCAUCCUGGAGAGGUACUACAAUAACCUGCUGACCAUUCAAGACAGGAAUAAUUUCUUCCUCAACUUGAAGAAGCUGGAGGGAGCCAUCCUGUGGAUCCCCGCCUUCUUCCUCCAUACCUCAGCCACAGUGACCAGGACCCUGGUGGACUUCUUUGUGGAGCACAAGGGCCAACUGAAGGUCGAACUGGCCUGGCCGGGAAACAUCAUGCACGAUGUCAACAAAUACUGGAAGACUAAAAACCUCUCUCCCAAACGUCUCAGCACUGGAAUACUCAUGUACACUCUGGCCUAUGCCAUGUGCGACGAGAUCCAUCUGUACGGCUUCUGGCCCUUCGGCUGGGACCCCAACACGGGCAAAGAGCUGCCUUACCACUACUACGACAAGAAAGGGACCAAAUUCACCACCAAGUGGCAGGAGACUCACCAGCUGCCCAGCGAGUUCAAGCUGCUCUACAAGCUGCACAGGGAAGGCGUGACCAAGCUCAGUCUGACGCACUGCACUGCUUAGACAUACAAUGAGUGUUGGAUGGUUUAAGAGGUGACUCCACAGGCCGUGACCCAGAUACAUCAGCUCUGUUCAAAACUUCUGUUGUGACCCACGUUGCAUGAUAAGUGUUAAGGCAAUUUAUGACACCCUCAUUCUACAAACACACACUCACAUCACGCUGUGAUUUCACAUGAAGAUGUCAGGCUCACUCGUGGUAUAAAUCGCAGAUUCAUUCGGUAUAUCGUUGUGUUCAGUACAGUUAGGAUUUUUAUGCUGCUCAGUUGCUUCCAUUAGUCUCCUUUGCAUGGCUGCUGGCCGUGGCUAAACAGCUCGAACAGAACAAACGUCUAUUUAACUGGAGUCCACAGGGGAUUCAGCUGUGGAAACAGAGAGUCAAAUCUGUUUAAUACAGUAUUGAUAGAUUUAUCGCCUUUUACAACAGUAUACUGAUUCUGUACACUGAAAUCACUGCCCAAUCUCAGGGAAGGAGUUAGAUCAGUGUUUUUUUGUAAUCAGAUUCAAUGCCUCAAGAGAGGUGCAGUUCCUGUUUUCAGGCCUUUUCCCCCUUGAGCUGUCAGACAAUCUGCACUGCUCUGGAAGACGGUAUAUGUUUACAAGACUGUACUGUAUAUAUCUCUCUCUCUAUGUAUAUAUAUAUAUAUAUAUAUAUACAUAGAGAGAGAUAUAUAUAUAUGAAUAUACACACAUGUAUAUAAUAUACUUGUGUGUCUUUUAUUCUCUGUAGACAGUGUGACUGUCCACUUCAAAUUUUGUUGAGAUUCUUCAAAUUUUUGGAAUAACAAUCAACAUUCCAACAAUAAGCCAUAAAAUCCAUGGACAGAAAGCAGAAAGUAUGUUGUCAUUACAGUACAGAAUUAAAGAAAGUGGUAUCGGCCUACAUUAGGUUCUGAAACUAUAAGACAUUUGAAAUAUCUUCCUACAAGAGUACAAGUCUAUAGCCACGCUAGCGGUAACAUUCAAGUCACAGAGUUUAGAUUUUCAAACAAAAUAAAUACCCGGCAAUCUUUGAAAAACCCAAAAUGUCGUCUAACAACACUUAACCACUGUUCUUUCUGGUAUUCUGAUUCUGGUGUUUCCUGACUCCUCAAAGAUAAUAUUUAGUCCACAGCAAGAUUUAAAAAAAAAAAAGUUUUUUAACCUGUUUCCCGAGUUGCUACUCUAUUUCCUGUCCAGUAAGAUGGAAAUGACGUAUCUUCUUACUCUUUUACAACCCAAGACAAAUACUAACACGUUAUUUUGUUUGCAAUUUAAAAAAAGUUAAAUUCUUUGUUUGGCUCAUGUUGCACAAGUUGAGCCUGACAUUGACAUUUUUUGAGAGUUUCAUUAAACAGCUUUCUGAGUUUGUCAGGUAUUUAUUUUUCAGAAAUCAGAUACUUAGUUUUGUGAUGUAAUGGCAAUACAUGAGAGUCACAAACUGGAGCUAAGGUUGCACUGGCUAUUCGUAAAUCCAUUCCUAAGUUUGUGUGUAAAGUUCUUCCUAAAUUCUAAUUAACUACUAGCUAUUUUCAAACUAGUGUGUUACUAAAUCUGGUUGCAACCUUAUGGUGAAGACAAGACUUCAGGGAGUCACUGCUACAGACAAAUAGUAACCCUGGCAGCAAAAUUAUUCUGGCUCAAUAUACGCCCCGCUUCCUUGACCCACAUACAACAUGACUGUCAGAUGCUGCUUCCACAUCUGGACCAAUUCUGGCGCACACAAAGAAAAUCUUCCUGGCUGUCAGCCAACACUGGAGGAUAACAGCUGGAAUCAAGCCAGAAGUGGAAGUGUAUGUGCCAGACUUGGGCUGAGGACUCAGGCAUUUGUUGUGCCAGAGGUUUAAUUUUGUUUAUCAGGGAGCCCAUCAUCAUCAACCACAAAUUGUCGUUUUUACACACAUUUUUUGUACAGAUUAAACAAACAAGAUAUAGCAUGUUAAUUAAUGAGCUUUAAAGGUGCUGGUUGGUGGAUUUUGUUACCUUUGGAAAGAGCCAGGCUAGCCACUCCCUGUGCUAAGCUAAGCUAACUCGCUGCUGGCUACAGCUUCAUAUUUAACAUACAGACAUGAAAGUGGUAUCGAUUUUCUCAAUUGAGUCUCACAAAAAAGACAAGUGUAUUUCCCUUUAAAACCCAAUAUCCUAGCUUUUAAAGACUUUAUUAUUGAAACAUAAUGCAACAUAAGCAACAAAACUUCCAAAUGUAAAAGUUUUGCGGAGUUAAACACUGGCAAUCCUUUGUAAAUGUAGUUAGAUAUGACUUUGUUUUAUUUAUAUAUGCAUAUAGAGAAAUACGUUAAUGUUUUAGAGUUAAUAGUAUUCAUGCAGUGUAGUGUGAUUUCUAAAUAUCCGAUUAUGCUAACCAAACUGCUGUUAUUCGGCCAUUUAGUGCAACAUUACUGACAUAACAUUUUGUAAUUUGAGCUAUAGUGUUAUUUUUGUGAAAUGUAAUUUAAAAUUUCUCAAGUUUACAUUAUUAAACAGUAUGAUAACAGACUUUUGAACCAAAUUUUCUAUAUUUUCUCUUUUACUCUUCAGUCUAAACAGGUUAUGUAUUUGCAAGCUAAUGUUAGCUGCAUCAGCUAGUUCCGUUAGCUAUGCAACAGGUACACCUGGCAGUUUAGUGGGUGUGUAUAUUCAUUAAUAUUACAUAAGAACUAGUUUUUGUGGUGAAACGUGUUUUAACUUGCCGUAUAAAUCUCCACUUAGUAAACACAAGCUAAGUGUGAACUUACGAACAGCUGCAACUGUCUCCAGAAAACAAACUGUCGGAUCAGUGACAAACGGAGUGGCAAUCUUGCAAUUCUUACCACUAAUGAGGCAAAAAGUGUAAAGUCUGACCAGAGGGUACCAGAUUAAGACCAUCUUGUGACCUAAAUCAUGGCGCUAGCAUGGCUAAAAACAUUAGGAAAUAUAACAUUUUGGACAGUUUCUUCAAAUAUUCAAUAUCUACCAACAACUGAUCUUGAGGUUACCACUAUUUCAAUUACAAAAACACUAAAGACGAGACUACACUAUUUAUUAUAGAGCUUUUGAUGACUGGGGGAAAGUUAUUUAUUCAUCAUGUAACCAUAUCAAUUCCAAUAUUUGUGACAUAAAACAGAAAUGAAUGAAUGUUAUAUGACUUACUGCAUCUUGUAUAAAAAAGCAUGAUCCAUUUAAAUGACAUUGCAUGUGAGGCACUAACAAAUCUUUUAGGCUAGUUUUAUACAACCUUUUGAAGAUUGUUUUGAGGGUAAAAUUUAGUUAUUUGCUAUUGUUUGUAUUCCUGAUGGUGUAUUCCUCAAGAAUAUCACCAGUGUCUUUGUAUGACAGAUGUUUGAAGGCUAAAAAAAAAGAAACCUACUGCUAUAUUCCACAUGGGACCAAACCUCUACAGAUCGACUUAAAAAUGAACAAGCUUUAUUUUUUAUAAGUGUAGAUAAUCUUGGGUUCUCAAAAACAGUCCACCCCAUCAUGCCAGACUGAAGCAGACUGGUGGAUAAAGGGUUGAGGACGACUGAGCCCAAACAGUGAAAGCUGGCCAUAUGACCGUCUUAUGACUCUGCAACAUGUGCUCCCUGUUUCAAAUUCUGGCUUAGGCUGAUGUGAAAUACACAGAGAAAUGCAGUCAUUCACACUUCCCAGAUGUAGUGUGUGCUUUUGUGCUCAUUCAGAUUUGGCAUGACGGGCAUUUGCUUGACAUCCUGUCCCACACAAAGCUUUUUUUCUUCCGUCAGAUAUUUCAGAUUUCAGAUUUCAGAUAGAUAUAACGUUUGUGUCUCGUCUCUUAAAUCACAGUGCAGUCACCAACCGACAACCACGAAAAUACAUCUGAUGAAUUUCAGGCCAUUUAAUUGAUGUCAUAGAUGUGCUCAUUUAAGAAUAAUUUAGUCCCUCCAUUAGGAAUGUUGUGUACACCAAAGACCAUAUGUUCAAAGGAGCAAUGUUACCUUGGCUUGAUACAGAUCAGUUUGGGAUUUUCGAAGCUGUAUGACAACUCACACCAAGUAUUAUGGCAGGAGAAAUGGAAUAUGCCUUUGUUGAAUUUUACUUUUUGUGGCACAAAAAUUAUUUGAAACUUUUGCUUUUUUUGGCUUCAGCCAAAGUGAUGUGGUGGAAUUAAUGUGUGACUCCAUGAAUGUGCUCCUGUAGUUUGAAAAAUGCACUGGCACUGACACGAAUGAUAGACAUUUUCCUCCUCCAAAAAGUUUUUCUUAAGUUUCUCUCAGUGUGUGUAAAACCGUAAUGAUGCUAACAAAGUCUGUGCGGAUUGUAAUUCCAGUCAGAAAAACAAUAUAGCUUUUUGUGCAUUACAUUUAAAUGACCAGACAGUGACAUACAUAAUCUUAACAUAAAUUGUCUUUAUUCUAAAUGCAGCACUAUACAGGACUCAUUCCAACAACCCUUUAACAUUCUUGUACUUGUGUUCAAUCUGCAUGGCAACUUCGUUCCAUAAUGCAUAAAAAAGCUUGGCUGCUUAUGUACAUGUCGUAUAAAAGUCAUAAAUCAUGUAAGGGACUGUGCUAUCUUGGUUGUUCUAAACAAAAAUGAUCAUCCAUAUAAGAAAUGUAACCAUGUCUUAAAUGUUUUUAGAUUAUACUCCAUGAUAAAUAUACGUUAUGUGCCUGCAUACUCCUUCCAUCAAUGCCUCAAUGUGUCAAAUAAAAACGGUAUUUUUCUCUGA
Messenger RNA from Seriola aureovittata, 6164 nucleotides. Its product is annotated as sia-alpha-2,3-Gal-beta-1,4-GlcNAc-R:alpha 2,8-sialyltransferase-like. The transcript has 4 exons. The record is from RefSeq and is a predicted model, not a curated record. The coding region runs from base 401 to 1525 and encodes 374 amino acids. Gene Ontology annotation, molecular function: alpha-N-acetylneuraminate alpha-2,8-sialyltransferase activity. NCBI's taxonomy places the organism in Eukaryota, Metazoa, Chordata, Actinopteri, Carangiformes, Carangidae. Gene Ontology annotation, biological process: N-glycan processing; oligosaccharide metabolic process.